AUGCUGGUGGAGAGCUGGAAGCAUUUAGUGCCCUCAGGUGGGCUAUAGGUGGCAGCAGCAGCAGCAGCAGCAGCAGCAGCAGCAGUAACAGAAGCAGCAACAGAAGCAGCAGCAGCAGCAGCAGGAGGAGGAGGAGGAGGAGGAGGUGAUCAAGCUUGGCUCUCCGAGCUGAAAGGGCAGCAGAGGAGGCAGGUUUGCACUGUCAGGUCCUGCAGCUGACCACAGUACGGAAUGCAGAUGGCUGUAGCAGCGCUGGUCACCUUGAGCAGAAUCCUUAUGGUUGCUAGCUUCCUUCUUGUGUCGGAAGCCAGAACAUCAGCAGAUGCUAUUAGAAGUGUCCAAGUUUUUGGACUGAAUGAGACACAAGUGAUGCAAAGUGUGACCUUCUCUCUGCAUGUCACUGGGAGUUUUCCACUGACUUUAUGCUGGCUCAUCAAGCCAGACUGUAUCCAACUAGAAGGGAAUGAAUGCCACCUGGUGGUGGUAAAUGGCACCUCCUACAACUUGAACCACACCUUCAAGGAUCCAGGAGAAUACUGUUUCAGUCUUCGAGUCCAGAAUGGCAUCAACCAUCUGCAUCACUAUCACCUUAUUAAAGUGCGGGCUACUGGGAUCCACCCAGCAAUCUUUGUUUUGCCCUGUGUCUUACUCAUCUCAGGAAUGUUGAAUUUCAUCAUAUAUGUGACCUACCGGAAUAGCACUCAGCAGAAGGACUUGGUAGAGGUGGCCGAUUUCGACUUCUCCCCUAUGUCUGACAAGAGCCCAUCUGGUCCAAAGCCUGAAAGAUGCUGUAUGAGCAUGUGCUUCCUUUGCCCAUCUUCACGUCAUCAGAAGACCAUCAGUGAGUCUUACUGGCUGCUGCAUCCUUUCUAUAAACCAGUCAAAAGCUAUUCAGUGUGAACAAUAAACCUAGCUGGAACAUUUAAGUUUUAAGCGUCUGCCGACUUCAAGCCUUGGAUAGAGUUCAGAGCGUCUGCUGGUUUAUUUUUGCAGAGCAAUCUGAAAUCAAAAAACUUGAUGCAGUCCAGUAACCUAGAACUAUCCUUUAUUGUCCUAUGCCAUAGGAACUGAAAAUAUGUCUGAUUGCCUUGAAUUUUUGAUAUUCUCUCAGAUGGGUGUGCCACAGUUUCAAGAUGUGCUGGACCUUUUGUCUCUGGGGCUCUCUAGGUGCAUGUUUACCUAUCUAAUUUGUUUGGAAUUUAUUCACCAGGGACUGACUUAUUACUGACUGUUAAAAAAAAAAAAAAGC
Messenger RNA from Sarcophilus harrisii (Tasmanian devil), 1249 nucleotides. RefSeq names its product transmembrane protein 130 (gene TMEM130). NCBI's taxonomy places the organism in Eukaryota, Metazoa, Chordata, Mammalia, Dasyuromorphia, Dasyuridae. The transcript is spliced from 5 exons. The record is from RefSeq and is a predicted model, not a curated record.